Bombyx mori (domestic silkworm) is the source of this 6036-nucleotide messenger RNA. RefSeq names its product succinyl-CoA:3-ketoacid coenzyme A transferase 1, mitochondrial (gene SCOT). Gene Ontology annotation, biological process: ketone body catabolic process. The coding region runs from base 397 to 1947 and encodes 516 amino acids. Gene Ontology annotation, cellular component: mitochondrion. The transcript has 15 exons. The record is from RefSeq and is a predicted model, not a curated record. Gene Ontology annotation, molecular function: succinyl-CoA:3-oxo-acid CoA-transferase activity. Lineage: Eukaryota; Metazoa; Arthropoda; Insecta; Lepidoptera; Bombycidae.
UCGCGAGGACGUUUGCUGGUCUACCGUAAAAAAAUUAAAAGAAAUCCAUAAUUUUGUAAAUAAUUUAAACAAGUUUUCUUUUCCAAUGACCGGUGUGUGUAGUGAUGUCCCCGUUGACCUUGACUUGAGUCGGCGGGUGCAAGUCACCGCUAAGUAUCACGUGGUACGACAUGAUAGAUAAUAUUCCAGCCCGACUCACAGAACAUUAUCAGUUUAAUACAAACAAACGAAUCUUUGUUCUUGUUAAUGUUAACAUAUUUUUUAAACAUUAUUUUAAAACAGGUGCGUAGUUUUACUCGCGUAUUAGCUAAAAGUUCUUUGACUUCGUCAAGAAACAGAACCGUUUGGAGUUAAUUUUGUUGUCAUUGCGAAGUUCCAGUAUCACUUUCAUUUAUCAUGACUCUAAAUAUAAGAAAACUAUUAGAUGCCAAUUAUUCAAAGCUUGUGAAUUCCAUUGGAAAGAUAAAAAGUUGUGCGACUUAUGCCACAAUUAUUCGUAAAAGCAAAAUAUAUGCCAGUGCUCAAGAAGUAGUUCAAGAUGUAUCAGAUGGCUCAAAGUUAUUAGUUGGUGGUUUUGGACUCUGUGGAAUUCCUGAAAAUCUAAUUAAAGCUCUCAAUAUAAAAAAAGUAUCAGCUCUGACAGUGGUAUCUAACAAUGCUGGUGUUGAAGAUUUUGGCUUGGGUAUUCUUCUUAAAAGUAAACAGAUAAAAAGGAUGAUCUCCUCAUAUGUUGGAGAAAAUGCGGAAUUUGAAAGACAAUUUUUAAGUGGAGAAUUAGAGGUAGAAUUGACACCGCAGGGUACACUGGCAGAAAGAAUACGUGCAGGAGGUGCAGGUAUUCCUGCCUUUUUUACACCUACUGGAUUUGGUACUUUAAUUCAGGAAGGCGGGUCACCAAUUAAAUAUACCAAGGAUGGAAAGAUAGAUAUUCCUAGCUCUGCUCGUUUUGUACAGCAGUUUAAUGGUAAUAAUUACGUAAUGGAAGAAGCAAUUACUGGCGAUUUUGCUUUUGUUAAGGCUUGGAAAGCUGAUAAACAUGGUAAUCUAAUAUUCAGGAAAAGUGCCAGGAACUUUAAUCCAGCUAUGUGCAGGGCUGCUCGCGUAACUAUAGCCGAAGUGGAGGAAAUUAUUGAUGAAAUUGAUCCAGAUUUUGUUCAUGUACCCUCAAUAUAUGUGCACAGAAUCAUAAAGGAAGAUAAUUUUGAAAAGAGAAUAGAAAGAAAAACUACAAGAAAACCAAAUCAAACAUCAAAAUCGACUGAUUCUCUGAGAGAAAAGAUCAUAAGAAGAGCUGCUUUAGAAUUUAAAGAUGGGAUGCAUGCAAAUUUGGGUAUAGGAAUGCCUAUGCUGGCAAGUAAUUACAUUCCAGAGAAUGUUAAAGUUUUGCUUCAAUCAGAAAAUGGAAUACUAGGUCUCGGUCCAUUCCCCACAGAAGAAGAAGUGGAUGCAGAUCUGAUCAAUGCAGGCAAAGAAACAGUCACAAUACUUCCAGGGGCCUCAUUUUUCUCAUCGGACGACAGCUUCGCUAUGAUCAGAGGAGGUCAUAUUGAUCUCACUAUACUAGGAGCGAUGCAAGUUUCUCAAUAUGGUGAUUUGGCCAAUUGGAUGAUACCUGGUAAAAUGGUAAAAGGAAUGGGCGGUGCAAUGGAUUUAGUUUCUGCCCCAAGAACUAAAGUAGUGGUUACAAUGGAACACACCGCCAAGAAUGGAUCGCACAAAAUUCUCCCAGAGUGCACCUUACCGCUCACAGGAAAAAACUGUGUUGAUAUGAUAAUUACCGAAAAAUGCGUCUUCGAAGUGGACAAAGAAAAAGGUCUUAUAUUAACUGAAUUGGCAGAAGGCGUUAAAGUGGAAGAUAUUGUUGCGAGCACUGGUUGCGAGUUUAACGUAGCACAAAAAAUAAAAACGAUGGGUGACGUCACCAGACCCGAAACAAUCACAGAAUAAAAAUGUAAUCACAACAAAUAACAGAUAUGAAACGUUAUCAAAAAUAUUUUUAAUUGUAUAGCCAUUCUUUAUUUUAUUGUUUUAUCUAAUCAUAAGAAAAUUCAUUCCAAAUGAUAUUUAUUGUAAAAUUUCACACCGAUAUUGGAAUUUAAUGAUAUGUUGGGGUUUAAAUGGAUAUUUACGGUUUAAGGACGUCCUUGAUUUUUACCGCGUUUUUUGCCUUUACUAGGUACAAAAUCAACAAAAAUGACAUGAUAUGUUUACAGACACUAUUUAAGAAAUAUAUUUUGUAGCAAGAGACGAAAAAUUUUUUAAUGAGAGAUCUUCAAAAACUUUGACAAGGAAUUAGAGCUAUUUGCACGUACUGAAUUAUGUAUACUAUAUUAAUAUUAUUUCAUCACUCAGAUUUUAACAAGAUGGUCGUUGAUUAGUGUGAUUAGGUACAUAUUAAAACAAACAAAUAUUUUCUUAAACGAUUUAAAAUUGAGUUAUUAGUGAAGCCCAGAUUUAAGUAUUGUAAGGUUUCUGUUGAGAUGCUCUGUACUUUUCCUGUAAAGUGGGCUUGUAGAAUCUGUUUGUCACAUGUGAAAACGUAUUAAUCCACUGUAGUGAGAUUCGUCUAGCAUGAAAUUAACAGACUUAAAAAUUCAUCGAUUCUGAACAUUUUUAUAUAGUUAUCGUCGACUAUAUUUAUUUCGUUAUCUUCAUCGAGUCUACAGCGGAUUAAUAAAAUCUAACUCAGGUAAUUUUAAUAAUUCUAAUCAUAUCGUAUUCAACGGUCGCAUGUCGUCAACUGUCUUCUUUCUUGAAGCGCAUGUCUUAAAAAGUCUUAACGAGCUAAUUGCAGUAUAGUACCUACUACUGAAUUAAUUAAUGGUAACUCUUUCUGAUAACUCUAUACUGAUAACUUUUUAAAUAAUACUAGUCGCGAUUUAAAUCGUAAUUAUAAUUUUGUACUGCUGUAAUAUUUAAUAUACAUAUAUUCGAUUAAUGAUAUUAAUCUUUAUAGUGUAAGGGUUGAUUUAUACAAAAAUAUUUUUCGAAUGUGAAUUUUAUCAAUGUUGCAAAUAAACAAACUAUUGAAACCUUGUUUGUUUUAUUUGGGGUGCACCUCGUUCGCGCGAAAAAAUGACAUUGUCAAACAAAAUAUUUCAGAAGUAUCCUUCAUAAACAUUUUGUUCAGUUUAUAUUCAAAUAACUUUUUAUAAUUAAUAUCUAUUGAUAUGAAUGGAUUAAACCAUCCAUUGGUUAUUUGGAGUGCAUGUUGGCUAUGGUUGAGUUCUUUCUUUUCUAUAAUAUGGUCUUUGUUUUUAUUUUAUUGUCUAAGCGAUAUAUUAACAAAAACUGGAAUGGAUUUGAUGAAUGCCUUUGUUUUACUAUCAGGAUUAGUAAUGCUUCCGUCAAAUGUUCAUAUUUUGUGUUCCAUAGCACGGGGGAAACGCAUUGAUCACAAUGGAAAAGUAGUAUGCUGCCCUUUAUGGUUAAGUAUCAUUUCGAUCAUCAUAGUAAAUAUAGUAGGAUUAAUUCUUUGUAUACACCAAAUAAGUUCUUGUCACAUUAAAACUUUUCAAGCUAUUUCGGAUGGGAUGAGGAACUACAGAAAAGGCCCAAGAAAUAAACAUUUCAUAGACAAUCUACAGUGGUUCUUAGACUGCUGCGGGCUCAAUUCUUAUAAGGAUUGGUUUUCACUAGAUUGGUUUGACAAAGUACGUGACUAUGAAUGGGACUCUACAUCGAACAAAAGGAAUGCAAAUAUUAAAGAGAAAACGGUGUCUGAUAGCGUGCCUCUAAGCUGUUGCAAAAGUGGUUCAUGUAUACCUAAUUAUCUUAUCGAACUGGGGACUCAUUCUAUUAAUACUAAAGGAUGCGGUGAAAUAGCUUACAACACUGAAAUAGUUAUAAUUUAUAUAAAUCUUCUUCUCUUUGUUUCAAUCGUAUUAACUGAGAUAUUGUUUUUUGUGCUGGUAUUGGACAAAAGAAGAACAUGCAGUGAUAAAUCUCCAAGAAAUUAUGACAUCAUGCAAGUUAUGCCUAUGAAAAAUAAUUUAAAUGUGACCAGUAGUUCAAUAAUAGACUUCAACUCCGACGGUAGCACCAACUCUGAAUUAAAUGAUGUCGAAAAUUAGAAAAAUAUCUCAUGCUACAAAUGAACACGAGGUAUUUAUUAACGUUAAUUAAUCAUAAAUUGAUAGCGAUUAGUGUAUAUAUCAGAGACUGGCUCAGAGAAUCUGAUCAAUUCCGCUUGCAAUAAUUUGUAUCACAGGUCAAACCACGGUGUUUCCCGAGCGCUAUGACAUCAUUCUUCAAACGAGACUUGCGGAGAGUACUUAACGGUAGGCAGUGGCUUGGCUCUGCCCCUGGCAUUGCUGAAGUCCAUGGGCGACGCUAACCACUGACCAUCAAGUGGGCCGUAUGCUCGUCUGCCUAAAAAAAAACCAAAGAUAGAAAAAGAAAUGGUUUUCCAGUGUGCCCCAUUGUAUCUAGCGUAACCAUUGGUGCAUUUAUAUAUUUUUCAAGUUCCUUAGAUAGAUUAAAUACAUAGAUCGUAACCCAUAAUUUUGUCUAAAUAUUGCACUAGCGUAAGAUUGUCAUUUCGAAAUCCGACUAAUAACUUGGUAACACUUUUAAUUACACUUAUUUUGUGAACUUAAAUAUGAAAACCAAAACCUUAAAGGUUAAUUAAUAUAAAUGUAGUCAGUAGCCACAUAAAGGCUGAUUGAUAAAAUAAAACUACUGCUACACGCUCAAUAUCAGCUAUUUACUUUAGUUCGGUGAAUCAAAACCAAAUUUUACCUCUGAAUUCUUGAGGAUUAAUUUAUUAGUUAUUUAGAACUUGUUCUGUUCUUUAACUUUAUCUGGAGCCCCUAUGAUCAUAAUAUGAUGGGAUACUAAGCGUAAUUAUUUCAGUUCUUGUACUGUUUCGGUUCGUUAAAAGGAUGUCUCACUUCUGAUAUUUCAAACUUUUGAAAAAUGUCUGAACGAUAUAACUCUACUUGGUUUCAAAUAGCUGGUAGAUACUAAUUUUUUUGGGAAAACAUACAUAACAUGUACUUGUAAAAAGUUUUAAAGAAGAAAAAAUGUUUAAUUUCCAAAUAAUUCCACAAGCCGACAUGGUUUUGAUAUUUGUUAUGAAAAAUUUGGUUGUGUGGUCACGUUUUCUUUGCCAGUUUCAUGGAUGAAACAAAAAUAAAGAAUAUUAUGCAUGGAGUUACUUAGGUACUUAUUAACUCCAUGAUAUUAUGUGUGUAAUCUAUGAUCUAUGGUAUAUUUAAGAGUAUAUUGGCUUAGAUCCUUUUGCCUUUCCUAAUAAAGAAAAAUUGUACCAAAAAAAAGGUCUAUGGUACUUGGAUUUAUUUUUGUCAAUAAUUUGGUAGUGGUGUUCACCAACCCAAUUUAUUUAAAGUUCACUAACAGUAUCGAGUAACUGAAAUUUCCGAUGGUUUUUAAUAUUUAAUUCAUUAAACAAAAUUCUGUUCGUAGGCUCCUCCUACAUGUAAGGUUAAUUUUGUGAUUCUAACCUAAAUUCAGAUUUUUAGAUCGUCAUGGUAUUUUUGUCUGUUAUAAACUGGGCCCGCUGUCGUGGACCCGACGAAUUUUGGAGAAAGCGACGGGUUUUUAGAUUAGCCGCUCAUUAUAUUGGCCGUCGACGAAAUUGUUAUUCGAUUGCAGUUCGAAAUGUUCACCGAGCUCUAGUUUAUGCAACCAAAGCAAGAAAGCUUAAGAAAGAAGAUAUGAAAAGUCUUUGGGACGUUAGAAUAACGGCUGCUUGUGAGCAACACAAUAUUACACUAUUCUCUUUAAGAGAAGGCUUGGACAGAGCUAAUAUAAUGUUGGAUAGGAAAUCUUUGUCAGACUUGGCUUCAUGGGAACCAAAAACAUUUGAAGCCCUCGCUGCUGUAGCUAAAUACAAACUUGAAACAGACAGAUUCAUAGAUGGACAAGAUAAAUGUCACCCCACAGGAAUAAAUCUAAACCUUAAGGAUGUGAUGUUAGAGGCAUGGUUGAAUGAAAAGAAAAAAUAAUUCAGAUGACGUUGUUUCUUUAUUUCUAGUUGUUAGCUGUACAAAAAAAUAAAUACGCGAAAAUAAA